UUCUAAAUCUCGUCUAGCGUUAAGUGAAUGGGUGUAAUCAUAGGGUUUCGGGUUUGAAGGUUUGUUUAUUUGAUCUGUCUGGAUGUUUUGCGGGAAUCCAAGCGUUUUUGUCCUUUAUAUGUGAUCAAACUAGCUUCAAGAAAUUAUAAUUGGGCGCCAAUCUUGAAACAAUAUCCAGUGAAGUAGACAGUAAGGCAAUAUGAGUUCUAUUUGCCCAUUUUCCAAGUCAUCUGCUGCUGGCAGCUGCCCGAUGAAGUUUGACAACAAGACGGGGCAAAAAACAAAGGAUGGAAGUAAAAAUGAUGAGCAUAAGGAUUCGGGUACAAUAUCACCAAAAUGCCCCUUUGGAUAUGAUUCUGAGACAUUCAAGUUGGGUCCUCUUAGUUGUAUGCUGUGCCGGGCCUUACUUUAUGAAAGUAGUAAAUGCGUGCCUUGUUUCCACAAAUUUUGCAAGGUAUGCAUAUCUCGUUUUAAGGAUUGCCCUUUAUGUGGUGCUGACAUUGAGAAGAUCGAGUCCGACAAUGAUCUUCAGGCCACAGUUGAUAAAUUUAUUGAUGGUCAUGCUAGAAUCAAGCGCUUUCAAGUCAGUGCAGAUUCCAAGGAAGUAGGACAUGAGCAGAAAAAUGUCAUAUAUGGGGAUGUUUCUAUGGAAAGGGGUGCAUUUUUGGUACAACAAGCUAUGAUGGCUUUUAAUGGUAAAAAUGUAGAAAGUGCCAAAUCCAGGCUUAACAUUUGUGCUGAAGAUAUACGAGAGCAACUAAAAACACAAGGGAACACCCCAGAGCUCUGCUCACAGCUUGGAGCUGUCCUUGGGAUGCUAGGGGACUGCUGUCGAACUACGGGAAACUCCGGAUCUGCAGUAAACUACUAUGAAGAGAGUGCUGACUUUCUUUCAAAGCUUCCUGCAAAGGAUCUGGAGCUAGUGCAUACUCUUUCUGUUUCCUUAAACAAAAUAGGAGAUCUGAGGUACUAUGAUGGUGAUCUUGAAUCUGCAAAAACUUACUAUACUCGGGCUUUGGACGUUCGUCGUGAUGCAAUCAUGGAGAGGUCCAACGUCUCGUGCCAGAUUGUAGAUUUCGCGGUUUCGCUUGCCAAAGUUGCAGAUGUGGAUAGGAGUCUAGGCAAUGAAGAUGCUGCAAUAAAAGGAUUUCAAGAAGCAAUAGACCGCCUAGAAUCAUUGAAAUUGAAUUCCAGUGAUGCUGCUCUAAAGCAACGGCGCCUCUCAGUGCUCCAGUUCCUGCACAAUCAGAUUACAGAUAAACAAAGCUCAGUUCCAAACACUUCUGUCUGAGAACCAAAACCAAAUGUUUGUCAGCUAUGUAUCAAAUUUCUGCGUGGCAUUUCAUCAAACAUUUAUAUGUUCAUCAAUGUGUUGUGCGUUGUAAAAAGUUGCUCUUUGUCAAUAAUGUGAAUAUGUAGCAGACACUCUGGUGUUAUGUUCUUCCGGCUGUUCUUUUUCUAAAACUUUCAAGCAGCAUAGUAACCAUCUCUAAGGUUUCGCUUGGACA
Messenger RNA from Dendrobium catenatum, 1508 nucleotides. Its product is annotated as protein NCA1. Gene Ontology annotation, biological process: protein ubiquitination. The transcript is spliced from 8 exons. The record is from RefSeq and is a predicted model, not a curated record. Bases 200 to 1291 code for a protein of 363 amino acids. Gene Ontology annotation, molecular function: protein binding; ubiquitin protein ligase activity. NCBI's taxonomy places the organism in Eukaryota, Viridiplantae, Streptophyta, Magnoliopsida, Asparagales, Orchidaceae.